GAACAUUUUGAUAUCACUGAUAUUUGUCUCUGGUGUCACUGUCACUAUGACCGACCAAACCUGCUCAAGUUGUCACGAAUCUCUCUUUAUCGAGGUCGAACCAGACAGUGAAGUCGAGGAUUCUAAAGCAACAGCGCAAGUCGAAAGCGUGCCUGACGAUGUUGAACUUAGUUGCGGUUGCCAUUACCACUGGGAAUGCUUUCUAGAUGCCUACACCAUCACUCAAUGUCCGAAUUGUUCCAAAGACAUCUCUUCUCUGUCUCCCAGCGGUUCGCAACAAGUCAUAGUCACACUUCGGAACGAAGGCGGUGUUCAAGAAGGGUACGACAUCUUGCCCGCUGCCACAGAAGAAGCAUACCUCAGAGCCUACCCCGAAGAAAGAAAAGGCCAUGCCUACCUAGAGUUCUGCCGCGAGGGCGACAUUGACGCAAUCAUUCACAUGAUCAAGGAUGGAGAUGAGGACGAAGGAGAAGAGGCUGAUGAGCAUACCGAUAUGUUGAGAUAUUGCGGGACGUUCGAGGGUAUUGAAGGGUCCGGUCUUCAUGUUGCAAUUCGUUAUCAACGGCAAGAAGUGGCCUGGCUGCUGCUAGCACUUGGUUCACAGCUCUCCUGGGACAAAUUUCCAGCUAUUGUUCUUCAAGCCAUGGAAGGAUUGGGAUUGCAGAAGGAGGACAGAAGUGGUGAACCGGAUCUUCGAUCGUUGAAGGACAGCGAAGGAAGGGCACCAGCAGACCUGGCGAAAGACGUUGGAGGACCGUGGACAGAGUGGCUCAGUGAAGGCCGGUUGACUCCUUGAUCUGUUUCACACCAUAAUUCUCCAUUUGGCCUAUGGUAUGCAGGUCCAUGGAGAUCUAAAGCUGUAGGUGUGAUGUUGUUCUCCGACAUCCGAGUGAAUCAGAGAGCACGAUGGAAGUGUGUCAUGC
Molecule: messenger RNA, 923 nt
Organism: Exophiala xenobiotica
Lineage: Eukaryota; Fungi; Ascomycota; Eurotiomycetes; Chaetothyriales; Herpotrichiellaceae
Exons: 2
Coding region: 47-796 (249 amino acids)
Source: RefSeq, a predicted model, not a curated record